This is a messenger RNA of Effrenium voratum, 1711 nucleotides long. The record is from the annotation of a GenBank genome assembly. Lineage: Eukaryota; Dinophyceae; Suessiales; Symbiodiniaceae.
GAGGCCUUCUACGCGCGAGCGAGCCAAGUGGCGCAGAAGAUGGACCUGCAGUCUCAGCACUUGGCCAACAUUCUCUGGGCGUUCGCUCGUGUGAGGCCAAAGCACCCGCUGACGCUGCAGACGGUGCUCAGUCUGUUGCCGCUGUGUACGCAGCAGCUGCAGACCUUCAAGCCUCAGGAAGUUUCUUCAACUCUGCUGGCGACAGCCAAGGCGGUGGGCAAUGCUGAUGACAUGGCCCCCAUGUCGGCCACGCUGGACAACUUCCGCCAGGAGGUCUUAGACUUCUUCCACGCGUGUCUGCCCUGGGUGGUGGCGCGACUGCGGGACUUCUCGGAGCAGUCUCUGGCAAACUCCGUGAGCGCCUAUGCCAUGGUGCCUGUGCGGGGCUCUGACACGCUGGUGGACUGCGCCGGGAAGGAAGUCCUGAAAAGGCACAAGGACCUGGAUGUGAACGCCCUAGUGCACUUGCUGAAGGGCUUCACGCUGGUGCCUACCAGCAAUAGCAGCGUCCAGGUCGUCAAGGCGCUCGCGGAGGGCGUGUCGGCGCAGCUGGACCGCGUGCGAGCGCAGGAAAUGCAGAGCCUGGGACGUCUGCUGAACAGAGGCGGGCAGCCCAGGGAGCUGGAUCGGGAGGAGAUCCGCGCGCGCCUGGUGGCGCUGGCCCAAAGCGUACAGUUGAAUGUGGCGACGGAUAGCUUCCAGAAGGUGCCGGCAGCGCCGCUGCCACAGGCCAUGCCGUUGCCCAUGCAGCAGAUGCAGCAGGCGCCCAUGGUGGACCCCAUCGAGCUCCAGGCGGCAGCAGCGGUGUCUCCCACCAUGGCUCAGGGGCAGAUGGGCAUGCAGGAAAUCUUCCCGCAGGCCCGGCGACAGCAGCUCAGCCAGAUCCGGACACGGCAGCGCGUGGCCCAAGAGGAGAAGUUCCUCCAACACCCGCUGUGCCCCAUCAGCGAGUCCAAUCAGCUCAUGGCGGAGCGCCAGGCGGAGAACCCGGACCUCUCAGUGAUGGACAUCCACAAGAUGCAGAGCAAACUUCUGGAGAGAAAAGGCGUGCCACAGGAUGCCACAGGCUUUAGGAUGGAGCAGUCGGCUCCAUUGGACGCAUCGAAGUUGUUGGAGGCAUCCAGACAGGCAUACCCGCAGCCUUGCAUGCUGCCGACCCCUGCAGGCUUAACAGGCCCCUACCACGAUCCCAUGGUCCUCAUGCCGACAACGUCAUUGGCACCUGAGAUGGAGCAAGCUCGCGAUGCGGCACCUCAGAUGCUGCCAGGGCAAGAUGGCGGCAUGCACAGAGGACGACGGAACAAUUGGGAGACACAGCGCACUCUCUUCGUGAAGAACUCCUUCCUGCAUGUUGAGGACAGCGACGACGAUGAGGACGAUGUGAAUUGCGACGGCAACUCCUCCCACCGCUCCAGCUCGAUGCCCAGCUCUAUGGGCCGAGACUACGAGGACCGGCCUUGGAAUCGCCUGCCCUCCGCGGACAUGCUGGAGCUGCUCUACUCCAUGCGCAACAAGGCCGCUACCCCCGCGGAAGCGGCCCAAACCGGCUGAAUGUGUCAAGACGCAUGGCGCCUUGGCAUGGCCCUGCGGUAUGCGCUGGCUAAGCGCCAAAGGACUCCGUGGGUCAAGUCCAUCUGACUAGAGUCUUAGUUGCCCGGCGACCCGUUUCACCCGAACUUGGGGUUGGGUCGCAAGACUUUUCCAGUUUCCA